UGUGACACGGCUGAAAUGCGGAAGGAAGAGCCGUCCUCCUCAAACAUGUACACAAACUACCUGGAGCUUUAAGGACAAGCAAGAGACAGCUGAUUGACAUUAACGUCGACGUCAGCAGGACUUUACAACACAAACAUGAUGCUUACAGAGCUGUAGAGUUAUCGCAAAAGAGGACGCCAUCGUGUCCAAAUGAAGGCCUUGCUCAUCAGCACUGAGAGCGCCGAGGUCCUCUUCCACUGGACCGACCCAGAGUUCCAGCAAAACAUCCAGGAGCAGUAUGGCGCGUCCCAGGAAGAAGGCCAGGGGCUGCCAGCCUUUGAAGACAGCAUCAGCACCUUGUUUGCCCCCAUCAUCAUCUCCUGCAGCUCCAUGGUGGACAGGCUUGGGGACAGCUACACCUGCUUCACCACGGAGAACAACCACAUCUAUGUGCUCCACCAGUUUGACGAGUGUCUCUACAUCGCUGUGAACGGCGACGGGGAGGAGGAAGAGGAUGAUCUGAGGAGGAAGAUGUACGUGACCAAGAAGAUGAUCGAGGUGCUCUUUGGCAUGGUCACCCUCAGCGGCGGCCUGCUCAGGAGGGAGCUGCGCCCACAAAACACGGAGCAAAGAGGCCGUCUGUGGAAACACCUGCAAGGCCUGCUGGACACCUACAGCCACCUCAGAGAGAACGACCAGAGCUUCUUAGUGGAGGCAGUGGAGAGGCUGAUCCACCCCACGCUGUGUGAGCAGUGCAUCGAGUUCCUGGAGCGGCGUUUAGUCCAACAGCUUAACAGCAGUGUUGAGAGAGCUGGAGAGGAAGUGCAGCAUGCCUUCAUCUUGGUGCACACCAAACUGUUGGCCUUCUAUUCCAGUCGCAAUGCCAGCACACUUGCCACUUCAGACCUCUUGGCCCUCAUCAUCAUGGCACAGAAUAUGUAUCCUAGCAACAUGGACCUAGAUGAUCGUGGAUCUGAGGAUGUUGAAAGUACGAGCGGAUCCGGUCCAGAGAGCUUCUACACGCCCCAGCCUUCGCCUACAAACUCCAGUAGUUCAGAAAAACAAGUGAGACAAGAAGCUUCUGUGUUUGAGUUUUUGGAUCCAGACAUUCAGAUGGCAGAAGACAGCCUGCACACUCUGGACGUUCCUCCCCCUGACCCCUCCACACCCCGAAGGGUGUUUUUAGAAGUGGCCCACAAGGAAGGGCUGUAUCCCAUGAUGCCUCACUCCAUGUACUGUCUUCCACUGUGGCCUGGCAUCACACUGGUUUUGCUCUCUAAGGUGCGGAGAUGCGAUCUCGUUGCGUUCGCUCCCUGGCUCUGUCUGACGCCUUGUUUUUGUGAUAACCCUCGCCAGGUUCCCACCAGUGCCGUGGCCAUGUCUGUGUAUAUGUUCCUGGAGGCCUUUGCCAAGCUGGAGAAGCGUUUAAGUGAAGGCCUGGAAGGAUCCCCUGCUAUCAGGAGCCAACCAACAAUACAUGACAUUAGAAGCAAACUGGACAAGUUCAUCAAGGCUCUAGGCCCCAGUGAGAUUCAGUCUUCACAGUUACAAAAUGUCUGGAGCGAGUUUAAAAACCGAGCCUUUGCCCGAAGUGGACCUGGCUUCAACAAAGAUCUCAUCCCGUGGUGUAAGAAUAUGAAGACCCAACUGUGCGGCGUUUACCGCCAGUGCUUCCUUAGCAACUCCGGACCCGCCGAGGCAGCUCGGAGACUCUCGCCCGGUCUGCUGGAGCGAGCUCAGACUAUGUUGCAGGAGAAGCUGAUGGACUGGAAGGACUUUCUGCUGGUGAAAAGCAGGCGAAACAUCACCAUGGUGUCGUACCUGGAGGACUUCCCAGGCCUCAUCCACUUCAUCUGCGUGGACAGAUCCACUGGCCAGAUAAUCGCGCCUUCACUCAACGUCACAGAGCGUACAACAUCAGAGCUGGGCAAAGGAGCCGUGGCUCAGUUCAUCAAAAGCAAGGUGUGGAGGCUUGUGAGCACAUCGCGACGCUAUCUCCAAAAAGGUUAUUCCACUGUCACGUUGCGAGACGGAGACUUCUAUUUCUGCUACUUUCUGUGGUUUGAAAACGAAACUGGCUACAAAUUGGAGACAAUGGAAAUUCCUGUCCUACCUGAUGACUCAGCCCCCAUUGGAAUGAUCGCCUGGGACUACUACAGGAAGCUGCUGCGCUACUACAGUAAGAGCCACCAGGGCGAGGUGGUGAAGUGUUACGAACUGCUGACGGUCCACCUGAGCGUCAUCCCCACCGAGAUCAUCCUGCAGCACUGCAGACAGCUGGCCAGCAAGCUGUGGGAACCCUCUCGUAAUCCUCUCCUGUAGACACGCCCACCAGUAAUACACUUUCCUCCAAUGAUUUAUUUUGGACAUUUGUAUCUGCCACCAACAUUACUGACUUCACUACACACAUCUACUGUACUCUUACUAUCAUAUGAAUACCAUAUUAUGUUAGAUACACUUGUCCAGUGACAUUCAACACAUGUGCUUUAUCAACAAAUAAUAAUUCUAUUGAACAAUAUCUUUGUUAUUGCUGUAGAAUGCCCUGCCGUCAUCAAACUGUAAGCUGUUCGUAAUAUUUUUGGAUAACCAAAUUUAGCUCCAUAAGGCGGGUCAGGGGGUUCUGCAGCCUGCCACUACCGGAUCAACUGCCCUAUUUGCGCAUGUGCAGCGUAAACACGACUUGAACAAACUGUCGGAAAAUGGGAUUUUCCAGAGUCGUUUUAGGGAUUUUUGCUUCAAUUGACAAAAAAUGCAUUGAUUUUGUCAUGGUGAGAAUAGUUUAACGAGUUUGAUAAUCAGUGUUGGGUUGAUUACUGAAAACCA
Molecule: messenger RNA, 2802 nt
Organism: Nerophis lumbriciformis (worm pipefish)
Lineage: Eukaryota; Metazoa; Chordata; Actinopteri; Syngnathiformes; Syngnathidae
Gene: hps1
Product: HPS1 biogenesis of lysosomal organelles complex 3 subunit 1
Biological process (GO): melanosome assembly; vesicle-mediated transport
Cellular component (GO): BLOC-3 complex
Molecular function (GO): guanyl-nucleotide exchange factor activity
Source: RefSeq, a predicted model, not a curated record